AUGUUCCCUAGAUUUGUUACUUUUAUUUCAGCUCUCACAGGGUCCCCAACCUUGGAAGAAGAAGCAGUCAGUAGCUUAAACACUCCCUACGACGCAUUUGCACUUGCUGUCCAUGUUUGGGCUACUACAAAAGGCCUGGCCUUAACCGCCGUCAACGAUGAAGACUGCCCCAAUGAUGACCGUGGGUUGCUCUCGGUCCCACUUAACCAAACCCGUUGGACUAAAACUGCCCCACACUACUACGGACUCAAGUAUUCUACCCAAAGCCCCUCCCAGCAUAGGAAAGCAACCCUUGACCUUACGAUUACGAAGCUAGGCCAGCGAGAUGUCCAGGUGUCUGUAUCCGGCAAUGUUGUCGCCCAUACCCCGGAAAACGAUGAUACCAGUAAAAGCAAUAGUAAUGAUAUUGAGAACUGCUGCAACGGAAGCUUUGGUUUUGGCGGUGGCGGCGGGUUUGGAGGCUCUUUUGAAAAAAAGAAACAUGGUUACAAACUAGAAUUUGGUGGCGGUGGUGGUGCAGGAUUCGAUCGCAAUAAUGGCAACAAUCCAAGCAAUCCUGUGGAUCCAAUCGACCCACCAAAAGACCCUGAUAACCCUUACUACCCAUACCCUGGCAAUCCACCUUCAACAACUCCUCAACCUUUUCCUGGAGACAAAAAUGGGGUUAGCUUUGGUGGAGGCUUUGGAGCCGGGUUUGAUAAGCACCCAGAUGGAAGUUUUGGUGGAGGAGCUGGUGGUGGAUAUGGUGGGACUAUUGGGUGCCACGAGAAUGACAGUCAAGAUUCCAAGAUUUCUGGUGGUAAUCCACAAAUCUAUUAUCCCAGUAACCAGUAUUUCACUGGAAAUACCUUCAACAAUAACCAAGUGUAUAAAAAUACCUAUAAUACUAACCACCAUCAUUACCAUCAUCAUCAUCAUCAUCACCAUUAUCGCCAAAUGGCUAAACCAACACAACUGACAAGCCAACAUGCAGCCGCAAGCAGCCAUAAUAAGAAUACAAAACGGGACUGUCACCCACCACAACUUAUUUCUUCUUCUUCUUUAGACUUAACCUUAAGCAACACCACUAAUGGCUGUAUUAUAGAUUCCAGUGGAAAUGCCGAGGCUGCCAAAGAAACAGACAAACAUUUUUCUGUUGCAACCCAGUUUUCGCUUGGUGCCGCCGUUCACACGGGGUUUUUUGCCGAACAGCCACGCGAGUCAGAGGACAUUUGCGAUGUUUACGUCUCCCUUGAAGCCAUUUCUCGUCUUUGGGCUCAGCUCGAUGCACUUAUUUUGGCAAAGCUCCAGCCGCUCCUGCUUGAAGGGACUAAUCAAAUACAAUCAUCUUCCGUGAAUCAAAAUCAUGAUACCAAAGAGUCUGUUUCGGAGAAAAGUUCAACCGCACCAUCCAUCAUAAGUCCUCAACCAAUUGUAGCAUCCCAAAGCUCCGCAGCAGCAGAAUCCUCACCAAGCCCAGCAGCGCAGGGCCCUGGUACUCCAUUUAGUCCAUACGGCACACCUCCUCCCUUUGCUGCACGUGCCCUUCGCAAGUCUCUCAAGGGCGGUGCCUUUGACGGUGAGGGGAGUGGCCAGACUAACAGUGGGUUAGACAACCUUACACCCACGGAAGAUGAGAAUGGACAAGAUGCAAGUCUCAAAAAGAUUGAAGGUGUUGUUGGAUCUACGGGAACUGCACGUCGGUCAGAGGUACAAGAAAUUACUCCCGGCGUUCCUAAGCCACCGAGUAUUCCACAACAAACUUUGCGGGAGGAUUUACCUAAUAGAGGCAGAGAAGUACCACCUGGGUUUGAGGACGAGUACGAGAUUCUGGGUUCGUUGGCUGCUGGCAGCCAAGGAAGUGGUGCUAGUGGUCCGAUUGCAGGAUAUGGUUCGAGAGACUUGUAUCCUCCAGGUAUGGCACCUGGAAGUAAUCCAUUUGAUUUUGGAGGACUUGGAUCGACGUCUGGUGGUAGUGGUGGAAUGAAUCCAACUUAUGGGGAUAUUCAGAGAAUGAUUGGGGGUCAAGGUGGAAGAACGAGGGGAGGAUUAUUUGGACUAGGAGGAAAUGAAGACGAUAACAAUGACCCUAGUCAGUUGGGACGACCACCUGGGGCUCGCUGGGAUCCUACAGGACCUAGUUUUGGAAACAGAGGGCCAUUUGGAGGGCCAGGAAAUGAUUUUAUUUAA
Magnusiomyces paraingens is the source of this 2169-nucleotide messenger RNA. RefSeq lists its product as uncharacterized. The transcript has 2 exons. The coding region runs from base 1 to 2169 and encodes 722 amino acids. The record is from RefSeq and is a predicted model, not a curated record. Lineage: Eukaryota; Fungi; Ascomycota; Dipodascomycetes; Dipodascales; Dipodascaceae.